Molecule: messenger RNA, 1289 nt
Organism: Vigna unguiculata (cowpea)
Lineage: Eukaryota; Viridiplantae; Streptophyta; Magnoliopsida; Fabales; Fabaceae
Product: protein RAE1-like
Molecular function (GO): protein binding
Source: RefSeq, a predicted model, not a curated record
UGUACAUUGAUCACAAUGUCCACCUCUGGAGCCGCAAAUAUCAAUCCCAACAAAUCCUUUGAGGUAGUCCAACCGCCCUCUGAUUCAAUUUCCAGUCUUUCAUUCAGUUCCAAGGCCAAUUUCCUCAUCGCUACUUCAUGGGAUAAUCAGGUUCGUUGUUGGGAGAUAACAAGGAAUGGGACUGUUGUCUCCAGUACUCCCAAGGCUUCCAUUUCUCAUGACCAGCCGGUUUUGUGCUCUGCUUGGAAGGAUGAUGGAACAACCGUUUUUUCUGGGGGCUGCGACAAGCAGGUCAAGAUGUGGCCACUUACUUCUGGUGGACAACCAAUGACUGUUGCGAUGCACGAUGCACCUGUGAAAGAUCUUGCCUGGAUACCGGAGAUGAAUCUUUUAGCUACUGGAAGCUGGGACAAGACCCUGAAGUAUUGGGAUACAAGGCAGCCAAAUCCAGUGCAUACACAACAACUUCCUGAUCGGUGUUAUGCAAUAACAGUCAAACAUCCUCUGAUGGUUGUGGGAACUGCAGAUAGAAAUCUGAUUGUAUUCAACUUGCAAAAUCCUCAGACUGAAUACAAGAGAAUUGUAUCUCCACUGAAAUAUCAGACAAGAUGUGUUGCAGCUUUUCCAGAUCAACAAGGUUUUUUGGUUGGCUCAAUAGAAGGAAGGGUUGGAGUACAUCACCUGGAUGAUGCAAUACAAAACAAGAAUUUUACUUUUAAAUGCCACAGAGAGAACAAUGAGAUAUAUGCAGUCAACUCCUUAAAUUUUCAUCCGAUACAUCACACUUUUGCUACUGCUGGAUCUGAUGGCUCCUUUAAUUUCUGGGACAAGGACAGUAAACAGAGACUCAAGGCUAUGCAAAGAUGUAGUCAACCCAUACCUUGCAGUGCAUUCAAUAAUGAUGGUUCCAUAUUUGCUUAUGCGGCUUGUUAUGAUUGGAGCAAGGGUGCAGAAAAUCACAAUCCAGCUACACCGAAGAACUACAUUUAUUUGCACUUACCACAGGAGUCUGAGGUUAAAAGUAAGCCACGAGCUGGAGCCACGGGAAGAAAGUGAAGUUUCAUGAUAAAAUGAGAAAAUCCAUAUUUCGAUCUUUUUAACCUAAAAUUUUCCUUGGAUAGCCCAUUUUUCUACCCUACCGGUGUACAGUUUGUGGUAGAGAAGUUUUGUAGGAGGUUCAUUUCUCCAUCAUCCUCAUUGAGAACUAUAUUUUAAACUGUAUUUUGACACGUGCAUUGCACAUAUUUUCAAUUAUUAGUAAUUGCAUUUUAAUUUUGUUUUUAAUUCAA